Molecule: messenger RNA, 2951 nt
Organism: Labrus mixtus (cuckoo wrasse)
Lineage: Eukaryota; Metazoa; Chordata; Actinopteri; Labriformes; Labridae
Gene: alg1
Product: ALG1 chitobiosyldiphosphodolichol beta-mannosyltransferase
Exons: 13
Coding region: 84-1568 (494 amino acids)
Cellular component (GO): endoplasmic reticulum
Molecular function (GO): mannosyltransferase activity
Source: RefSeq, a predicted model, not a curated record
UGAACAGUGUGCGGUCCCUUUAAAUCUGAAGCCCCGCCCCCUCUCACAGAACCACCACGUCAUCACAAAUCAAAAAAACAAACAUGGCGGUGCACUGCACCUGCACAGCUUUCCUGACUGUAUUUAUGCUCGUUUCGUCCGUUUUAACGGCGUGUUUCCUCUCGGGUUCGGACGUGACAUGUCCGGUUGUGUCUCUGACCGUUGUUACCGUCCUGGUGUUGCUAUGGUUACGGGGGUUACGGCGGGGGCGGGACGCGGAGACUGACCGGCGGGUGUGCGUGCUGGUGUUGGGGGACAUCGGACGCAGCCCUCGGAUGCAAUAUCACUCCUUGUCCCUCAGCAAACACGGAUUUAAUGUGACUUUUGUUGGGUUUUAUGAUUCAAAACCUCAUCCAGACGUCCUGAGACAAGAGAACAUUCAGAUCGUCCCCAUAACGGAAGUGAAAGGUCUUCGAGGAGGACCGAGACUCCUCACCUAUGUGACGAAGGUGAUCCUUCAGGUCCUGCAGCUUCUCUUUGUUCUGCUGAGGAUGGACACACAGUCUCAUAUACUGAUGCAGAAUCCCCCGGGCCUGCCCAGCAUCGCAGUAGCGUGGCUCGUUAGCGUCCUGCGAGGCAGCACAUUCAUCAUCGACUGGCACAACUACGGCUACACCAUCAUGGCCCUGAGUCACGGACAGAGACACCCGCUGGUCCGGAUGGCAAAGUGGUAUGAACACUUCUUCGGUCCUCUGGCCGCUCACAACCUGUGUGUUACCAAGGCGAUGAAGGACGACUUGCAGGAAAACUGGGGCAUCAAGGCGACGACGCUGUACGACCGACCGGCCUCCAUCUUCAGAGAGACUCCUGUGGAGCUGCAGCACGAGCUCUUCAUGAGACUGGCCGACACAUAUCCUCAGUUCCAGAGUGAAAGGUCUGAUGAAGCGGACGUUCAGGUGGAGAGGACGGUUUUCUCAGCUCGUGACCUCACAGGUGACACGGUGACUUUAAGGGCGGAGCGACCGGCGCUGCUCAUCAGCAGCACGAGCUGGACAGAGGAUGAAGAUUUCUCCGUCCUCCUGAAGGCUCUUGAAGAGUACGAAGGCUUCAUCAAAGGAGGAUCGUCUUUACCGUCUUUAGUGUGUGUGAUCACAGGUAAAGGUCCUCAGAAGGAGCACUACAUGAAGCUGAUCGACUCUCUGAGUUUACAACAUGUGAAGAUCUGCACUCCCUGGCUGGAGGCCGAGGACUACCCGGUGUUAUUAGGUUCAGCAGACCUGGGUGUUUGUCUCCACAUGUCAUCCAGCGGUCUGGAUCUGCCCAUGAAGGUGGUCGACAUGUUCGGCUGCUGCCUGCCGGUCUGCGCCAUCGACUUCAACUGUUUGCACGAGCUGGUGAAGCAUGAGGAGAACGGACUGAUCUUCAGAGACUCUCAGGAGCUCGCAGAGCAGCUCAAGUCCCUCCUGUCAGAGUUCCCCAGUUCAGGCGGCAGACUGGGCGCGUUCAGGAGCAGCCUCCGCUCCAGCAGAGGGCAGCGCUGGGACGACAACUGGGACCAGAACGUCCUGCCUCUGAUCACUGCUCCCUGAGGGAAAACAUCAAUGGAUCAUUCCUUUACUUUCAGACCAAAACGAACAGUGAAGUGUUUUUUGUUUUUUUUUACCAUCGAUGUUUGCCUGGAAGAUUUUCUGUUUUGGACGAACCAAAAGGAAACAACACGGUUGGUUCAGAGCAGAGAAAUUGAGACAGAAUAUUUGGGAUGUAUGAAAGAUGGGACGUCCAGAUUUAAUAUCUGGUACUUUUUUAAACUUGUAGGAAGUGAAAUGUGGCAGUAAAACUCUCUGCCUUUCCAUUCCUACUUCAAAACACUUGAAUGUAUAAAAGGACAAUUUGUAAAUAAAAAAUCUUUAUUGUUCUACAGCCGUGUCGAGUACAGCUGAAUCAGUUCUAUAGCCGAGUCUCUGUUGUAAGGAAACACGUGGCUGACGGGCUCUGUGAUCACACGGUGGCUGAUUCCUGCAUUCUCUGUCAACAUAAAAACAAAACAAGAGUUAACACCAUCCAAGAGAUCAUCACAAGUGAACUUUUUUUUAUACCAGAAGAUGAGCUUGAAAACUCUAGAACAGCUUUGAAACAAGAAAGGUGAGAAAUGAAACCUGAAGACAAUCCAUUAUAGUCUGCACCUUUCAGUCAUUCAGAUCCUUAAAUCUAAGUGAAAAACCCUCUAGAGCUGAUAAAGGAGUCAUUUUUGUUUUGCAUUCAGACUCUGGUUUCUGUAAGAAGCAAACCGUGCUCUCUUACCGAGCUGCUGCUUGAAGCCGCUGUAGGUCUCCUGGUUCCUGAUGGUGGAGCAGAUGAGGACCUGAGGGAGGACUGCAGGGCCCGAACACCUCAGGAUCUUCGACAGCAGCUUCACCAGAAUCCCCACAACGUCGGGGUCGUACACCACAUCUACACCACGGGGGAAAAACCAGCAACGUCAUAAAUCAGUAGAGAUACUCGCAGUAGUUUGUUAUUGCAGAACUUUCACUCCAUUUUUAAACAUUUAGUUUCACUACCCAAAAGUUUUUUUUAAGUACAGCUGCAUCAGUCCAUUUAUUUGAUUUGCAGAAAUGAAUCUGCAACUGUUUUGAUGAUGGUUAACCCUCAGGCAUCAGUUUAAUUUAUGACCCUCUGAAGUCACUAAGGACAAAAAUGUCCAUUUACAAAAAAAACUCAAAAAUAGAACAGAUUGAUAUUUUUUCUACUUUUUUCUGCAUGCAUCAAAGGGUUAAAUUCCUAAGAAAAAGAUUGAAUGUUUGGUAGUUCUGAGCAGGGCUGAAGUUGUUUAAGAGAUUUAUAUAGAAAAAAAUCUCAAUCUGUUUUAUUUUUAUAGCAGUUUUUUGUAAGUGGCCCUUUUCGCCUUAAUGACUUAAGAGGGUCGUAAACAUGUUUCAGUGUUCUAUUGAUCUAUUAAAAAAAAUUAAAAUGUG